This is a messenger RNA of Oncorhynchus masou masou (cherry salmon), 1012 nucleotides long. Its product is annotated as gamma-crystallin M2-like. Gene Ontology annotation, molecular function: structural constituent of eye lens. Gene Ontology annotation, biological process: visual perception; lens development in camera-type eye. NCBI's taxonomy places the organism in Eukaryota, Metazoa, Chordata, Actinopteri, Salmoniformes, Salmonidae. The transcript has 3 exons. The record is from RefSeq and is a predicted model, not a curated record. The coding region runs from base 127 to 690 and encodes 187 amino acids.
UGCAGUGGACAGUGUUUUUCAGUGACAACAUGUUUGUGGCCUGUCUUCAGUUUACACACAGUUGUUCUGAGACGCAGAGAUAGCUAAUUAGCACAGGUACCUUAACAAGCGUUGUAAAAUGGAAAUAUGCUCAUGUGGUACCCUAACUUUUUAAAGAUCACUUUCUACGAGGAUAAAAACUUCCAGGGUCGCUCCUAUGAGUGCGACACGGACUGCCCCGAUGUGCACCCCCAUUUCAGCCGCUGCAACUCCAUCAAGGUAGAUAGCGGCUGCUGGGUGCUGUACGAGAGGCCCAACUACGCAGGCUACCAGUAUGUACUGACCAGGGGAGAGUUCCCAGAGUAUCAGCGCUGGAUGGGCUACAGCGACACCGUUCGCUCCUGCCGUACCUUUUCUUAUGUGAGUAGCCGGGAGGCCAGCGGCAGUCCCUACCGCAUGAGAAUCUACGAGAGGCCAGACUUCCAGGGACAGAUGAUGGAGUUCGGCGAGGACUGUGACUCCGUCCAGGACCGUUUCCGUAGCCGUGACAUCUACUCCGCCAACGUCAUGGAUGGCUACUGGACCCUCUACGAGCAUCCCAACUACAGGGGGCGCCAGUACUUUAUGAGGCCUGGCGAGUACAGGAAGUUCAGCGAAUGGGGAGCCACCUGUGCCACCACCGGCUCCUUCCGUAGGAUCACCGACUUUUAGGCCCAACGUCCUCUGCACUCUGACCAGUCAAUAAAACAAUUGUUUAAAUAAGCUUGCUGUUGAUAUUUCCAUUUCACUGUUUCUGAUUAAGUGAUUGAUAUUAAUUGAUGACGGCAGGGUAGCCUAGUGGUUAGAGCGUAACCGGAAGGUUGCAAGUUCAAACCCCCGAGCUGACAAGGUACAAAUCUGUCGUUCUGCCCCUGAACAGGCAGUUAACCCACUGUUCCUAGGCCGUCAUUGAAAAUAAGAAUUUGUUCUUAACUGACUUGCCUGGUUAAAUAAAGGUAAAAUAAAAAAUAAAAAUAAAUAAAAAUGUAUGAAA